This is a messenger RNA of Amphibalanus amphitrite, 1825 nucleotides long. RefSeq names its product palmitoyltransferase ZDHHC8-like. Lineage: Eukaryota; Metazoa; Arthropoda; Thecostraca; Balanomorpha; Balanidae. The record is from RefSeq and is a predicted model, not a curated record. The coding region runs from base 98 to 1825 and encodes 575 amino acids. The transcript has 9 exons. Gene Ontology annotation, molecular function: palmitoyltransferase activity. Gene Ontology annotation, biological process: protein palmitoylation.
UUGCCGCAGUUGCGGCCAUGAUUGCGGUGGGAGGCGUCGGUUGUCUUCGUUUAGGAAGGAUAAAUGAUCAUUUGACGUAGUAGGAAUCUGAUUCAAGAUGUCAAGAUGUAAAAUUUCUACAAAGUUUAUCCCGGCCACAUGCGCCUGGUCGAUGCUGCUAGGAUGUACCGGAAUAUAUUUUUAUUACCCGUGUUUAUGGCUGUUCGACAAGCUCCAGACAUGGGGCUUCCUCGUACCCCUCUGCCAGGGGAUCCUCACAUUGUUUGUGAUAGCCAACUUCUCAUUGGCAACUUUUAUGAACCCAGGGAUAAUCCCCAGAGCCAUGUCAGACGAGGACCGGGACGACGACUUCCGGAUGCCGCUCUACAAGAACGUCGAGAUCGGCGGCAUCACGGUGCGCAUGAAAUGGUGCGCCACUUGUCAAUUCUACCGGCCGCCGCGCUGCUCCCACUGCAGCGUCUGUAACCAUUGCAUAGAGACGUUCGACCACCACUGCCCGUGGGUGAACAACUGUAUCGGUCGGCGAAACUACCGGUUCUUCGUGCUGUUCCUGGUGUCGCUGAGCGUGCACAUGGUCUCCAUCUUCGGCCAGUGCCUGGUGUACGUGCUGCAUCACCGGCACAGCCUCGGAGAGGUCGGAGUCAUCGUCACUUUGGUGAUUAUGUGCGUGAUCGGCGUGCUGCUGGUACCCGUGCUCGGCCUGGCCGGCUUCCACAGCAUCCUCGUGUCGCGCGGCCGCACGACCAACGAGCAGGUGACGGGCAAGUUUCGCUCCGGCUUCAACCCGUUCUCGCGGGGCUGCUGCUCCAACUGCUGUCGCACGCUCUGGGCGCCGCUCUAUCCCAACGUUAAUCGUUUGGCCAAGGAGGCGCGACGGAAGCGGCACCCGUACAGCCUGCCGGCGUCACCGCACGUGGCUCCACCUAUCACCAGCGAGCACCAGGUCAAACUGUAUAUUGACAACGGGAACGGCGUGCGCAGCAAGGGCGGCAGCGCCAUGUAUACCCAGGUGACCAGCUGCGGCGAGGGCUCGGACGCGGAGCUGGACGUGGGCAUGUCACAGUCGCGCGACUGCGAGGCGUCGCCGCCGGUGCCCCGCAGCGGCUCGAAGACCAACUUUUUCGCCCAGCGGCCGUCGGCCGGCACGCCGGGCACGCCCGCCGGCGAGUGUUCGCCGUACAAACAGUACUCCGGCCGCGCCACGCCGCAGACCCGACCCGCCAGGGAGGGCCGCAAGUCGCGCAGUCAGACGCCGGAGUCGGUGUACUCGCCGGAGGGAGCGCCUGGCUCGCCGCCGGGCCGCCGGCCGACGGCCACCAGUCCCCCGCUGAGCCCGGUCAGUCGCGGCCGCCAGCCGGCGCUCUACUCGAGCCCGGCGCGCCGCUCUCAGCCGGGCACACCGACGGCGCCUCGCAGGCCCGACUACAUCCAGGUGAGGUCGCACGGCCACCACCCGCCGCCGCUGCCGGCGGGCGCGGCCGGGCCGGGCCGCUACCCACAGUCGGCCAGUUACGGCGGGCUGGCGGCGGCCGCCGAGCAGCGGCUCCACGGUCCGGUGGCGGUGUACAGCGGCGCGCGGCGCACCACCGCCAGCGGCCUGCCGCAGCCCGAGUACGGCGCCGCCGCCCUCUACGAGUCGUGGCCGAGCUACGGCGGCGGCCACCCGGCGCCGUUCGGGCCCCAGUCGCCGCCGGGCGCCCGCAGGAAGCCGCCCGUCGGCUACGAGCCGCCGCCGCCGCCGCCCGGCAGGGCGCCGCCGCGCGGCCGGGCGCCGCCGCCGCACCCUGCCGACCACUACGACUCCAGCUAUGAGAUAUCGGUGUAG